Aedes albopictus (Asian tiger mosquito) is the source of this 2381-nucleotide messenger RNA. RefSeq lists its product as uncharacterized. The transcript is spliced from 3 exons. The coding region runs from base 1288 to 1674 and encodes 128 amino acids. The record is from RefSeq and is a predicted model, not a curated record. Lineage: Eukaryota; Metazoa; Arthropoda; Insecta; Diptera; Culicidae.
CGUGUUUGCUUAAUUGCACUUUCUUUGAUAGAAACUUUUAGCAUAAAAAAGGAAAUCUGCAAUUGUUGUAUAAUUUCAUAGAAUUAAUCACAAUUUAAUUAGAUAUUCGAUUAAACAAUACUUUUUGCUUUUAAAAACUCGAUUUCCUUCUAACAAUUCACAAUUUUUCCUAUAUGUCACUGUAUGCCACUAUAUGUCUUUAACUGUAGACAGUCGGAAUGAGAGAGAGUCUUCAACCCAGAUUUUGAUUACAACAAACCUACGCGCGACCCGAUUCUAUUCAUUCGGCUAUUUUCGGGGCCUAAUUUGAAAGUGAGCUAAUUUUUAAAGACCGAACUCAUUUAUCAGAUUCUCUAUGUACGUUCGUUAAGUCAGAGACACGGAACGCCAACUUCGCUUCUGACAGUAAAGGCUCUAUUCCAAAUACUUUUUAAGGUCAAAUAUUUUUAUAACUUUUAUUUCAUUGGACUUUGUUUUUUUCGGGUGAUGGGAUUGCAUAAUAAAAUUUAGUUUAAGCUUUUUUUUAAUUACUGUAACCAUGUUACAUUACCCCCUACCAACGGUUAAAAAAAUAAAUGAAGAUUUCUGAAUUUAUUUUUUUUGUGUUUAAAAAAUAAAACAGUUUUUCUUUAAUGCUUCUAUUAAUGUUAGUUGAUUUGGUUUUACUCAACUGACCGAAAUAGUACUUAAAUUAUAAAAAAAAGAGGAAAAACAAAUGAACUCAUUUAAUUCGACGUAUCAUCUAAUUACUAAUAUAUUUUUUUAAUUUUAACUGUAGAAACAAAUAAGAAACAAAAAUGAACUACAUAAAUCUAAUUCCGGGAUACCACUACAGUUACCAAAAUUACACCUCUAUAACCCAAAGUCUCAUAAGACACGUCCUAGUAUUCUAGAACAUAAAUCUGGCCGCUUCCGCGACCAACAUAUCUCCACCAGGGAGCCGUCAAGAACCUUCUCGACAAAAACCAAACUAAAACAUUUUAUGUACUUUCAGACUUAUCCGAACAAAAUUCUAUCGAAAUUCUCAAUCAUAAACAUGACAUUUUACUCGAGCGCAACCGCGCUCUAAAUGACCUUAACUUUCAUGGUAUCCCUACUUCGACAGCCUCUACUGUAACUGGCCGACGACUACAAACGAUAAAUUGCGUUUGACGUUUCUCUGAAUUAUCGGAUUUGUUUUGGUUUGAUUUUCUUAUCUGACAGUGGUGAAAUGAAAGUGAAAGCGAACGAAAAGUGAAUUUACUGAUAGAAGUGCCAAAAAAUUGAAGAAGAACCAGGAACUAUUGCAUGUAUGAUGGAAAUUACUACGGAGAAUUGAAAGCUGCUAUGUGUGAUCUUGUUUCAACCAGCCCUGAGAAUGGAUCAUCGAGAGGCGAAGAGGGAACUGCUUGUAGUAUAGAAUCGUUUUUGAAGCCAGCCCCUCCCGCUCUGCUCGGAGUAACCAAACCUUCCUCAUAUUCCGGAUCCACCGAAUCCACGGUAAACACUGCUCGUGAUAGGGCGUCGGCAGUAAUGUUCAACGACCCCUUUCUAUACAGCAGUUCAAAAUCGUACUGCUGGAGCUUCAGGGCCCACCGGACCAAUUUAGCCGAGCCCCCUUCGGCGCUAAUUCUUCGCAGCCAAAUGAGGCUUUGGGCAUCGGUAACUACUGUAAACCGGGAGCCUUCUACGUAGUGCCGAAAUUUUUGGAUUGCCAAUAUUACCCCCAGGCAUUCUUUCUCCGUUGGGGCGUAUUUCCGUUGGGUCGCGGACAGCUUCCUGGAGAAAAAAGCUAUUGGCCGUCUUAUCCCGUCGAUCACCUGGACUAAGACUGCGCCCACUGCAACAUCCGAGGCAUCCGAUUCAAUUAUGAAGGGAAGCUGGAAGUCGGGAUUCGCUAAAACGUUUGGAGAGGUAAGUACUGAUUUUAUUUUUAGGAACGCCUCGUCUGCUUCUUUUGUCCAACAGAUCUUCCCCUUUGUCCCCUUUAAUAAGUCCGUAAUAGGGGCUGUUAGGUCGCUGAAACGUUCAAUAAAUUGCUUGUAAAAGCUUACCAUGCCAACGAACCGACGUACUUCUUUAGGUGUUUUUGGAGUUGCAUACUCCAAAAUUGGUUGAAUUUUUGUACUGUCUACGGCCAGGCCUUGUUCCGAUAAAGUAUACCCUAAGUAGCUUAUUGUCUUUUGACAAAAUUUGGAUUUCUCCAAGCUAAUUGUUAAAUUAGCUUUUCUCAGCCUUUCGGCAACCAGUCUUAAAAGACGAAAAUGUUCUUUUAGACUAUUUGACGUUAUUAUUAUAUCGUCUAAAUACACAUAAACGUAUGGUUCUAAGUCUAUCCCUAGGACCUUGUUCAUAAGUUUGGUUUGAGUCGUUGGCGCUCCUUUGAGCCCAAAGGGCAUAAC